UUGGUCACCGGAUUGAGACGACGUGAAAGGCAGGACGCUGACUGGGAACAGGCAGACACUUUACCGCGGAUCUGUAAACACUGAGCACAGGUCUUAGCAGACUUACUCGGGUCGAUGGAGAUCAGUUGGUGUGUACAGUCGCCUGUUCUGCGGUUACACAGCACGUGUCGUGAACAAGCUUUCUGACAGACUUCGCAAAACAACAUCGACAGCGACGAGCCUCUGCUGAAUCAGAAAACGGGAGCUUUUAUAUGUAACGGCACACUGAUCGAUAUAUUACAGCUGGUGUAAUAGGUUUUUGACCCAAAAUGAAGUACAUCCUGGUCACAGGUGGAGUCAUAUCUGGAAUUGGUAAAGGCAUCAUUGCCAGCAGUGUGGGAACAAUCCUUAAAUCUUGUGGCCUCCACGUCACGGCAAUCAAGAUUGAUCCUUACAUUAAUAUUGAUGCUGGCACCUUCUCUCCUUAUGAGCAUGGUGAAGUAUUUGUACUGGAUGAUGGUGGUGAAGUUGACUUGGAUUUGGGGAACUAUGAACGCUUUCUGGACAUCCGACUAACCAAAGACAACAACCUGACUACUGGAAAAAUCUAUCAGUCUGUUAUAACUAAGGAGAGGAGAGGAGAUUAUCUUGGCAAAACCGUGCAAGUGGUGCCACACAUCACUGAUGCCAUUCAGGAAUGGGUGAUGCGUCAGGCAAAAGUCUCAGUGGAUGAUGAUGGUGUUGAACCGCAAGUCUGUGUCAUUGAGCUUGGGGGUACAGUUGGAGACAUCGAGAGUAUGCCCUUCAUUGAAGCCUUCAGACAGUUUCAGUUCAAGGUGAAACGAGAAAACUUCUGUAACAUCCAUGUUAGCCUUGUUCCUCAGCCCAGCACUACAGGAGAGCAGAAGACUAAACCCACGCAGAAUAGUGUGCGUGAGCUUCGUGGGCUGGGCCUGUCUCCAGAUCUGAUUGUUUGUCGUUGUUCCACACCUCUGGACACUGCAGUGAAAGAGAAGAUCUCCAUGUUUUGUCAUGUGGAGCCAGAGCAGGUGAUCUGCAUACAUGAUGUGUCCUCAAUCUAUAGAGUUCCAUUGCUCUUGGAGGAUCAGGGCAUGGUGGAAUACUUUUGCAGAAGAUUGGACCUACCCAUUGAGAUGAGGCCCCGUAGAAUGCUCACCAAGUGGAAAGAAAUGUCAGAUAGAUCUGACAGGCUUUUGGAGCACACUUCGAUUGCAUUGGUAGGAAAGUACACCAAGUUUUCAGACUCCUAUGCCUCAGUCAUUAAAGCUCUAGAACACUCAGCCCUUGCAAUCAACCACAAGCUAGAGGUCAAAUACAUAGACUCUGCAGACCUGGAGCAGAGCACACAACAGGAAGAGCCAGUGAAAUACCAUGAAGCCUGGCAGAAACUCUGCAGCGCUGACGGUGUUUUGGUACCUGGAGGCUUUGGUGUACGGGGCACUGAGGGAAAAAUUCAGGCUAUUAAUUGGGCAAGGAAGCAGAAAAAGCCCUUUUUAGGUGUUUGUCUGGGCAUGCAGCUCGCUGUUUGUGAAUUUGCACGCAACAUGUUUGGCUGGCAAGAUGCCAACUCUACUGAGUUUGAUCCUGAAACAAAGCACCCUGUAGUGAUUGACAUGCCAGAACAUAAUCCAGGACAAAUGGGUGGCACUAUGAGGUUAGGGAAAAGACGAACCAUCUUCAAAAGCAACUCAAGCAUUCUCAGGAAAUUGUAUGGUGAUGCUGAUCAUGUUGAUGAAAGGCACAGGCACCGCUUUGAGGUGAAUCCUGAACUGAAACACCACUUUGAAAAAAAAGGACUUCAUUUUGUUGGCCAGGACACAGAGGGCCAGCGAAUGGAAGUUAUUGAACUUGAAGAUCAUGCAUAUUUUGUUGGAGUGCAGUACCAUCCAGAGUUCACCUCUCGACCCAUAAAGCCUUCACCCCCCUAUUUUGGGCUGCUUCUAGCAGCUGCAGGAAAACUUCAGAGCUACCUGCUCAAAGGAUGCAGACUUUCUCCACGGGACACAUACAGUGACCGCAGUGGCAGUAGCUCUCCAGACUCUGAACUCUCUGAACUCAAAUUCCCAUCAGUUUCAUAGAAGGGAUGUGGCCACUCUGUGUAGGCAUGCACAAAAAGGAAAAACAGAAAAUGGGCAGAAAAGCGCAAAGAAGUAUUAUUAUUUUUUUAGCUGCUCUUGUUGAGGACAGAACAUCAUUUGAUGUGAUCUUCCCUGAAAGCUACUUCAGCUGAAUUGUAGUGUUUCAGACUGUGCUGCAGAGGGCUUUGUGUUGGAGCUGAAGGGGAAGGACCAGAACUGUUGCCUUUUAAAAAGAUUUUAAACAAUCCCUACAACUGUUGAACUUAAAUUAACUAUUUAUAUGAUUAUUUAUAGUGUUGAAAUGGAAAUAAAUAUUUAAUUAAGAAAUGUAUGUAAUAUAAAUGUGUGUAGAAGUAAAUUGAGAAUCUGUGGGUGAAUACCAUAAAUAUGAGCACAGCCAAUAGACCUUCUUAUUAUGUCUUUAAAAAGAGUUUAGUUUGUUUAGUUUGAACAUUUAAAAUGUUUCUGUUGCCGUAAUAAAUUGGAAGUGUUGAGAAAAGUACUGGUGGAAUGUUUCACCAAUUAUUUAUUUGUUGUGUUAUAAUUUUACCAGAUGUAACUAUAAAUAACGAGCAUAUCUUCAUCUUUCAACCUGUGCUUUCUGACAGUAUCAACAUCUGCAAUAACCUUAAAUGGUGCAUGGUGAAAACUUGCUGGCUGUGAUCUAGACUCUGCAUUCUUCAAAAUGUAGAUGUCUUAGUUAUGCAAAGUAAAUAAAAAAAACAUCUAAAAAUGCUGAAUUGGAAAAAAGUGGAUUGAACAAUGAACGAUAAAUUAUUUAUCAUGAAGAUAUGCCCUUUAUGUACCUUGUUUCUAUCGGUACAACUUUGUUGUUAGAUUUUGUGUUGUGAAAUAAAGCUAUAAAAUACGUUA
Molecule: messenger RNA, 2951 nt
Organism: Pygocentrus nattereri (red-bellied piranha)
Lineage: Eukaryota; Metazoa; Chordata; Actinopteri; Characiformes; Serrasalmidae
Gene: ctps1b
Product: CTP synthase 1b
Exons: 19
Coding region: 309-2078 (589 amino acids)
Biological process (GO): pyrimidine nucleobase biosynthetic process; CTP biosynthetic process
Cellular component (GO): cytoplasm; cytoophidium
Molecular function (GO): CTP synthase activity; identical protein binding
Source: RefSeq, a predicted model, not a curated record